Molecule: messenger RNA, 1525 nt
Organism: Corylus avellana
Lineage: Eukaryota; Viridiplantae; Streptophyta; Magnoliopsida; Fagales; Betulaceae
Source: RefSeq, a predicted model, not a curated record
UCACUGUAAAGUGGAAAUUGAAGCCAUCAAUCCAUGUCAAAGUGUUUGUUUUGUGUCAAAAAGUGUGCGUCAAAUCAAUCCACGUCGAUCAGGAAUCAGAGCUCUCCAAACACAAAAUUCCAUGCAUUCAUCUUUCAAAUUGUACAAGCCACCAUAGUUUCUUACAACAAGAACAAAGAAGGAAAGCAAAGCAAGCUUAUGGAUAUCAUGGCAGUUGGACCAGUAAAUGUGAACGAGUUCCAAGAAUUGGCCAGGGAAGCCCUUCCAAAAAUGCACUAUGAUUUUUAUGCUGGUGGAGCUGAGGACCAGCACACGUUGAAAGAGAACGUGGAAGCAUUUCGUAGAAUCACGAUUCAGCCCAGGAUUCUUGUGGAUGUAAGCAGAAUAGAUUUGUCAACUACUGUAUUGGGUUACAAUAUCUCGGCGCCCAUUAUGAUCGCUCCAACUGCCUUGCAUAAGCUGGCACACCCUGAAGGAGAGGUUGCCACAGCCAGAGCAGCAGCUGCAUGUAAAACCAUCAUGGUGCUAUCCUUUACGUCUUCUUGCACCGUGGAGGAGGUUUCUUCCAGCUGCAAUGCUGUUCGAUUCUUUCAAUUAUAUGUAUACAAGAGGCGAGAUAUAGCAGCUGUAUUGGUACAGAGAGCUGAAAAAAAUGGAUACAAGGCUAUUGUCCUAACUGCUGACACUCCCAGACUUGGUCGAAGGGAGGCAGACAUAAGAAACAAAAUGGUUGCACCUCGAUUGAAGAAUCUAGAGGGUCUCUUAUCAAUUGAAGCUGCAUUUGAUAAUGGUUCAAACUUAGAAGCUUAUGCUAACGAGACAAUGGACGCUUCCUUGAGCUGGAAGGACAUAGAAUGGUUAAGAUCAAUUACAAACAUGCCAAUUCUUAUCAAGGGAAUACUUACUCGUGAAGAUGCAAUAAAGGCUGCAGAAGUAGGUAUUGCUGGGAUUGUUGUCUCCAAUCAUGGAGCUCGCCAGCUUGAUUAUACACCUGCUACUAUUACUGUCCUGGAAGAGGUGGUUCAUGCUGUUGGAGGGAGAGUUCCUGUUCUCUUUGAUGGAGGAGUGCGGCGAGGAACGGACGUCUUCAAGGCAUUAGCCCUUGGUGCACAAGCUGUCCUUAUUGGAAGGCCUGUUAUCUAUGGACUGGCAGCAAAGGGGGAAUAUGGGGUGAGGCGAGUCAUCCAAAUGCUGAAGGAUGAACUUGAGCUCACCAUGGCACUAUGUGGCUGCCCUAGUGUGAAGGAUAUUACUAGAAGCCGUGUGAGGACACAGCGUGAAAGACUCCCUUCAAUGCUUUAAUCUCAUAUUAUUGAAGCAUUAAGAUUAUAUGGUGGAGAUAAAUGACUCAGAUCAUCAAUCAUACAUGAAAUUCUGUAAUGGGAUUAUCUUCAAUGAUUAAGAUAGUGGGGUGGACCAUGGAAAAUUUCAUCUCCCAUAUAUUUUCUUGUAGUUCAAGUAAAUGAGGUUGUGUUUCACAUGUGGAACCUUUACAAAAUCUCAAAUUUGUGAAUUUAACGUUCUA